AUGGUGCUGCGCCCCGAGCCCGCGGGCGGCCGGCGCGUCGUCAUCAUCAACGUGGGCGGCUGCAGGGUGCGCCUGGCCUGGGCGGCGCUGGCGCGCUGUCCCCUCGCGCGCCUCGAGCGCCUGCGGGCCUGCCGCGGCCGCGACGAGGUCCUGCGCGUGUGCGACGACUACGACGCGGGCCGCGACGAGUUCUUCUUCGACCGCAGCCCGUGCGCCUUCCGCGCCAUCGUGGCGCUGCUGCGCGCCGGCAAGCUGCGGCUGCUGCGCGGCCCGUGCGCGCUGGCCUUCCGCGACGAGCUGGCCUACUGGGGCAUCGACGAGGCGCGCCUGGAGCGCUGCUGCCUGCGCCGUCUGCGCCGCCGCGAGGAGGAGGCAGCCGAGGCGCACGCGGGGCCGCGGGGGAGCCCGGGGGACGCGCGGCCUGGCCGGCGCCUGCGGGACCUGCUGGACGACCCGCGCUCCGGACCCGCCGGCAAGCUCUUCGCCUGCGUGUCCGUCGCCUUCGUGGCUGCCACGGCGGUCGGCCUCUGCCUGAGCACCAUGCCGGACAUCCGCGCGGAGGAGGAGCGGGGCGAGUGCUCCCCCAAGUGCCGCAGCCUCUUCGUGCUGGAGACGGUGUGCGUGGCCUGGUUCUCCUUCGAGUUCCUGCUGCGCUCGCUGCAGGCCGAGAGCAAGUGCGCCUUCCUGCGGACACCGCUCAACAUCAUUGACAUCCUGGCCAUCCUGCCCUUCUACGUGUCGCUGCUCGUGGGGCUGGCGGCGGGGGGCGCGGGCGCGGGCGCGGGCGGCGCGGCGCUGCUGGAGCGCGCGGGGCUGGCGCUGCGGCUGCUGCGCGCGCUGCGCGUGCUCUACGUGAUGCGCCUGGCGCGCCACUCUCUCGGGCUGCGCUCGCUCGGCCUGACCGUGCGCCGCUGCGCGCGCGAGCUCGGCCUGCUGCUUCUCUUCCUGUGCGUGGCCAUGGCGCUCUUCGCCCCGCUGGUGCACCUGGCCGAGCGCGAGCUGGGCGCGCGCCGCGACUUCUCCAGCGUGCCCGCCAGCUACUGGUGGGCCGUCAUUUCCAUGACCACCGUGGGUUACGGCGAUAUGGUGCCGCGCAGCCUGCCCGGGCAGGUGGUGGCGCUGAGCAGCAUCCUCAGCGGCAUCCUGCUCAUGGCCUUCCCAGUCACGUCCAUCUUCCACACCUUCUCGCGCUCCUACUCCGAGCUCAAGGAGCAGCAGCGGCGCGCCGCCAGCCCCGAGCCAGCCGUGCGCGGGGACAGCUCGCGCGAGGACAGCUCGCGCGAGGACAGCUCACGCUCGGCCAUGGCCACCGAGGACAGCCCGCAGGGGCCUGUGGGCGCCGGCCAAGCCGGGGUCCCCGCGCCCGGGGUUGGCCACGACCGUCGCCUGGCCCAAGAGGCCGCUCCUCGCGAGCUUCUUCAGGAAUAG
Messenger RNA from Neomonachus schauinslandi (Hawaiian monk seal), 1428 nucleotides. RefSeq names its product potassium voltage-gated channel modifier subfamily G member 2 (gene KCNG2). Bases 1 to 1428 code for a protein of 475 amino acids. Gene Ontology annotation, cellular component: voltage-gated potassium channel complex; membrane. Lineage: Eukaryota; Metazoa; Chordata; Mammalia; Carnivora; Phocidae. The transcript is spliced from 2 exons. The record is from RefSeq and is a predicted model, not a curated record. Gene Ontology annotation, biological process: potassium ion transmembrane transport; protein homooligomerization. Gene Ontology annotation, molecular function: protein binding; voltage-gated potassium channel activity.